Messenger RNA from Callithrix jacchus (white-tufted-ear marmoset), 3303 nucleotides. RefSeq names its product intraflagellar transport protein 70B. Gene Ontology annotation, biological process: intraciliary transport. NCBI's taxonomy places the organism in Eukaryota, Metazoa, Chordata, Mammalia, Primates, Cebidae. Gene Ontology annotation, molecular function: intraciliary transport particle B binding; protein binding. Gene Ontology annotation, cellular component: intraciliary transport particle B; axonemal microtubule. The record is from RefSeq and is a predicted model, not a curated record.
AACUUAGUAAAUGAUAAAGAUGGCAUCUCGAAUUGCUGGACAAAGAUGAACUUUUAAAAGGGAGUGUUGGGACAACUAGUUAAGAAUUUGGAAAAAGUGGAGGAUAGGUUUCUGAACGGCCCCGAGAAGUAGCUUUUCCCCACCUGACUGCUGUCACUCAGCAGUCCAGAGUCUUUGAAGAUCAAACCGAACUUCAGAGACUGAAGAGAAUAGUCCCUUUUUAUUCCUAACAGAUUUCUUGCAGCAAAGUAAUCGGCAGUCUUCCGUUUCCGGUUGCGUGUUGCCGUGGUACCCAGACAUAACAGCCGCGGCGGUUAUGGCGGGCCUCAACGGCUCGCAAGUCCCCGACGGUGAGUUCACCGCGGUAGUGUAUCGGCUCAUCCGCGAUGCUCGCUACGCCGAGGCGGUGCAGCUGCUGGGCCGAGAGCUGCAGCGGAGCCCGCGGAGCCGCGCCGGCCUGUCGUUGCUGGGCUACUGCUACUACCGCCUGCAGGAGUUCAGGCUGGCCGCCGAGUGCUAUGAGCAGCUGGGCCAGCUGCACCCGGAACUGGAGCAGUACCGCCCGUACCAGGCCCAGGCCCUAUACAAGGCCUGCCUUUAUCCGGAGGCCACCCGGGUGGCCUUGCUUCUCCUGGAUAACCCCGCCUACCACAGCCGGGUCCUCCGCCUGCAAGCUGCCAUCAAAUACAGUGAGGGCGAUCUGCCAGGGUCCAGGAGCCUGGUGGAGCAGCUGCUGAGUGGGGAAGGGGGAGAAGAUAGUGGGGCCGAGAAUGAGACUGAUGGCCAGGUCAACCUGGGUUGUUUGCUCUACAAGGAGGGAAAGUAUGAAGCUGCGUGCUCCAAGUUUUUUGCAGCCCUGCAGGCCUCAGGCUACCAACCUGACCUUUCCUACAACCUGGCUUUGGCCUAUUACAGCAGCCGGCAGUAUGUCUCAGCGCUGAAGCAUAUCGCUGAGAUUAUUGAGCGUGGUAUCCGCCAGUACCCUCAGCUAGGUGUGGGCAUGACCACUGAGGGCAUUGAUGUUCGCAGUGUAGGCAACACCUUAGUCCUCCACCAGACAGCUUUGGUGGAAGCCUUCAACCUUAAGGCAGCCAUAGAAUACCAAUUGAGAAACUAUGAGGCAGCUCAAGAAGCCCUCACUGACAUGCCACCCAGGGCAGAGGAAGAGUUGGACCCUGUGACUCUGCACAACCAGGCACUAAUGAACAUUGAUAGCAGACCUACAGAAGGGUUUGAAAAGCUACAGUUUCUGCUCCAACAGAAUCCCUUUCCUCCAGAGACUUUUGGCAACCUGUUGCUGCUCUACUGUAAGUAUGAGUAUUUUGACCUUGCAGCAGAUGUCCUGGCAGAAAAUGCCCAUUUGACUUAUAAGUUCCUCACACCCUAUCUCUAUGACUUCUUGGACGCCGUGAUCACUUGCCAGACAGCUCCUGAAGAGGCUUUCGUAAAGCUUGAUGGGCUAGCAGGGAUGCUGACUGAGGUCCUCCGGAAACUCACCAUACAAGUACAGGAAGCAAGACACAAUAGAGAUGAUGAAGCUAUCAAAAAGGCAGUGAAUGAAUAUGAUGAAACCCUGGAGAAGUAUAUUCCUGUGUUGAUGGCUCAGGCAAAAAUCUACUGGAACUUUGAAAAUUAUGCAAUGGUGGAGAAGAUCUUCCGCAAAUCUGUGGAAUUUUGUAGCAACCAUGAUGUGUGGAAGCUGAAUGUGGCUCACGUUCUAUUCAUGCAGGAAAACAAAUAUAGAGAAGCCAUUGGUUUCUAUGAACCCAUAGUUAAGAAACAUUAUGAUAACAUCCUGAGUGUCAGUGCUAUUGUACUGGCUAAUCUCUGUGUUUCCUAUAUUAUGACAAGUCAAAAUGAAGAAGCAGAGGAGUUGAUGAGGAAGAUUGAAAAGGAGGAAGAGCAGCUCUCUUAUGAUGACCCAGAUAAGAAAAUGUACCAUCUCUGCAUUGUGAAUUUGGUGAUAGGAACUCUUUAUUGCGCCAAAGGAAACUAUGAGUUUGGUAUUUCUCGAGUUAUCAAAAGUUUGGAGCCUUAUAAUAAAAAGCUGGGAACAGAUACCUGGUAUUAUGCCAAAAGAUGCUUCCUGUCCCUGUUAGAAAACAUGUCAAAACACAUGAUAGUCAUUCAUGACAAUGUUAUUCAAGAAUGUGUCCAGUUUCUAGAACACUGUGAACUUCAUGGCAGAAACAUACCUGCUGUUAUUGAGCAACCCCUGGAAGAAGAAAGAAUGCAUGUUGGAAAGAAUACAGUCACAUAUGAGUCUAGGCAGUUAAAAGCUUUGAUUUAUGAGAUUAUAGGAUGGAAUAUAUAGUAAUAGCUAAUAAUGGCAUGUAUCAAAUGGUUUAUUAUGUAAAUUUGCAUUGCUUUACCUUUUGGCAUCUUUAUAUUUGUUACAUGUUGAGAUUUGUACACUUAAGUAGCUUAAACUUUUGCUGCUGAUAAGUUUCCCACAAAGUGAAAUAUUCUAAUAACUUUUACCCCAGAAGGAGUUAGGAAAAAUUUCAAACUUAUAGGAGAUGUUUCUAUCAGAACUUGUAAUGACUUUGUUUCCUUUCCUUUGUUGUCUUUUGUGCUCUGAUGUAGCUUGAGGGGCCUUUGCACAAGCAUUACCUCUUUCAGGGGCCAAGCAGUAUCUCAGUAGUAGUUAAGAGCAGUCUAAUCAUUUCAGGGAUUGCGUGUUCUAUUCUCACAAUUUACUGUCACAUUAAUUUGUAAUUCAUGCUUUUUAUAUAGACUUCAGGAUAUUUUGACAGUGUUUUCUAAUAUGGAUAUAAUGCUUUACCUAACCAAAAUUCCUUAGGUUGUGUUUAUUUUAUUUUAUUUUUUUAACACGCAAAAGUCAGUAAAAAAUUUUGUUGCUUUAACAAAAUUAUGGUGCUAUAAUGUAGAGACAAUGAACAAUUAUCAAAGAACAAUUUUCCCUGGUUUUCUUUUGCUCCCUUUAAUACAUAUAUGGACAAAAUACACUGUUACUAUUUUCCAUAAUAACUUUUUAAAUAUUUAUCUCUAUGACAUAUAACAGAGGUAUCCUGAGAAUUCAGGGGUUUGGUUGUUUAAGAGCCAAAGGUUUUAUUAUGUUUGUUGCCCAGGCUGGUAUCUAACUCCUGCACUUAAGCAAUACUCCCACUUCAGCUUCCCAAGUAGCUGGGACUACUGGCACAAAUCACUGGAUCCAGCUAGAACUCAGUUCUUAAUUCCUACCUUUGUGUUUGCAAUUUAGGAUAUGCUGGAUAUACAGUGUUUCCAUGUUGUAAACUCUUGGAUAAGGAAAAAAUCUUGGCCACCAGUCCUGGCCAAAAA